Electrophorus electricus (electric eel) is the source of this 1106-nucleotide messenger RNA. RefSeq names its product inka box actin regulator 1b (gene inka1b). Gene Ontology annotation, cellular component: nucleus. Gene Ontology annotation, molecular function: protein kinase binding; protein serine/threonine kinase inhibitor activity. The record is from RefSeq and is a predicted model, not a curated record. NCBI's taxonomy places the organism in Eukaryota, Metazoa, Chordata, Actinopteri, Gymnotiformes, Gymnotidae.
UGCGCUUUGACGGAUCCUAGGAAUUGGAAGAACAUCUUGCACUAGAAGCGCUGAGUGUUUUCCAACUUGGAGAACUUGCACCACAUAUCUCGGUAUUCGGAAAUAUCACAGACGGUGGAGAAAACUAUGCUGUGCGUUCGAGAUUCGGGAAGCUGCUUGUGGGACCCAAUGCAAUACAUGAUGCGCUCCCUGCAGGACCUAAAGCAGCUGCACGAGCCCAGCGAGCCACCCCGCCGCUCGUAUGCUGUGACACGUGCCUGCCACAGGAGGGAGAAGCAGCGGGAGCUGGCCAGCCGUCCGCAGAGCUGCCAGUCCAGCGACGGCAGUGCCUACGACUCGGCCUGCUGCCUUGCCAGCCCGCUGGAGGAGGAGGAGGACGAGGAGGAUGGUCUCGGUCGCCUGCCCCGGGGCUCGCCUUGCAGUGAGAAGAGCCUGGACUUUGACUCUGGCUACUCAGAGGCGUCGUGGCAGGACGAAGGCGUGGUGCUGCGGCGCACACGGAACGUGCGCGUCUCGUCAUCCGCCUGUGCCCGUACGCACCGCGUCCGGCCCAAGUCCACGUCAGAUGCAUGUCUGGAGCGCUGGACCUCGUUUGAGGCCAGUGAGCCAGGGGACUGGACCACGGCUCUCUUGACCAGGGGGCGCAACCGGCAGCCGCUGGUGCUGGGUGACAACAGCUUUGCAGACCUCAUCAAAAACUGGAUGGACCUUCCUGAGUGCCUCGAGUCGAGCGAAAUGAAGCCUAAUCCGAGCCGCAAACUGGCCAAGGACUUUCUGGUUAACAUGAGGCGGAAACUGACCAGCAUGUCAAAGGGCGUGGAAGGGCGUGGGAGGUCUGAGGAACCUUGCACGAAACGGAUGUCAUGUCCUGUGGGGUGUCAGACACCAAAGCCCUUCUUCCACCAGUCACACACAGGUCUGCACCAGCUAGAAACAGACUUCUACCAGUUCAGUGCCCUCAUGAAGACAGGAAGUCGGCAGCCUAUCAUAUGCAGUGACAUCAUUGGUUACAUUUGAACGACUGCCAUUGGUGGACUGGAUUAAUACUUUUGAUAUAAUAUGGAUAAAUGUGGUGUAUAGUGAAAUAAACACUUUUUGGAAAAGUU